AAGUUUCAUUUCAACACUAGUAUUUAUUCUUCUCCUACCUACUCUCUCCCAAAAAGGCUGAAAAAGAAAAACCAAUAGAGUAGCUAUAUAUAUAGCUAGUGAAGUAAAAAUGAAGAUGAGCAGAGCAACCGUGGAAGACUCCAAGAAAAAGAUGUCAUGUAGAAGGCUUGGAGGCUACCUUAGAGAACAGAAAGGAAGGCUCUACAUUAUCAGGAGGUGCAUAGUCAUACUUAUCUGCUGGCAUGACUAGUUAAUCCAAGAUCUUUUGGAGCUAUACAUAUCAAUUCCUAUAUAUAUCAUCAUCUCAUCACCAUCCAUAUCCAUGAAGUUGAAGCAAAGUAUUAAUGCAUAUCAUUUCUGGAAGCUCGCGUGGAACCAUCAGCAAGCGAAGCUCUCCACUUCUUCAAUAUUCUUAAAAUCUAUAUAUGUUUCGUUUACUCGAAAUAUGUAAAUAGAAAAGAGAAAUGCUAGCUAGCUAGCUAAAUAAUUGAUUUUAUAUUAAGCUUGUUUUCUUACAUUGAAGUGCUUCAAAUUAAAUGGUUUAGAAAAGCAAGUUUCUAAAAUUAAUUUCUUUUCUAUAUAUUCCAUCAUGAGUUGUUGAGUGCAUUACUGUUGGAUCAGCUUUCUUCUUC
Messenger RNA from Hevea brasiliensis (rubber tree), 632 nucleotides. RefSeq names its product small polypeptide DEVIL 3. The record is from RefSeq and is a predicted model, not a curated record. Bases 110 to 250 code for a protein of 46 amino acids. Gene Ontology annotation, biological process: negative regulation of cell population proliferation. Lineage: Eukaryota; Viridiplantae; Streptophyta; Magnoliopsida; Malpighiales; Euphorbiaceae. The transcript has a single exon.